GGCACUAAGAUGCCGGAAGUGUUUACACCAGAGAGCUGAGCUAACAGGCUAAGAAACCAAAGGCGGCGCAGGUUUUCAGCUCCACCGCAGCGAACAGAUCCAUCUUUCAUCAGUACCGGUUCUGUUCAGCAUAAAGGUGUUUUCCACCUGCUCGUGUUUCCUGUCCAGGAAUCGGGAUGAGUCUGCAGUGGACGGCCGUCGCCACCUUCCUCUACGUCGAGGUCUUCCUCGUUCUUCUCCUCUGCAUCCCCUUCAUCUCCCCCAAGAGGUGGAACAAGAUCUUCAAGUCUCGGCUCAUCCAGACCAUCGCUCUCUAUGGAAACACCUGGUUCAUGGUGGCCAUCGCCAUCCUCGUCUUCCUCCUUAUCGAUGCGUUUCGUGAGGUGAGGAAGUACAGCGUGACGGAGAAGGUGGAUCUCACCAACAACCCGACGGCCAUCGAACACAUCCACAUGAAGCUGUUCAGAGCUCAGAGGAACGAGUACAUCGCCGGCUUUGCUCUGCUGCUCUGCCUGCUCCUGCGUCGCCUAGCAACGCUGCUCUCUCAGCAGGCCUCGCUCAUGGCCUCUAACGAGGCCUUCAAGAAGCAGGCGGAGGGCGCCAGCACCGCCGCCAAGAAAUACAUGGAGGACAACGAGCUGCUGCAGGAGAAACUGCGCAAUGCUGGAGUCGAAGUUCCGGAGGAGGGAAAGAAAGGAGGAGGAGUCCAGGAGGAGAACAAGACCCUGAAAGAGGAGGUGAAGACCCUGAAGCAAGAGCUGGAGACCACCAAGAAAGCUCUGCAGAAGUCUGACAGCGACGUUUCUGCGAUGAAGAAACAGGCGGAGAACCUGACGGUGGAGUACGACAGACUGCUGGAGGAGCACAGCAAGCUGUUGGCGAGCAGCGACAAGAAAUCAGACUGAGGAUGAAGAUGUUUCCUGCUCGUUUCUUCAUCAUCAUCAUCGUCCUCAACAGCAUCUUCUGCGUCGUCCCCAUUGCCUCGCUCUUUGAUGUCAUGAGUCAGCUGACAUCUCUGGGCUGUGAUUGGAUGACGGAUCUUUGUGUUUUUCUCUGAUUUAUUUCUGGUUUUGUUUCUGUAAAGUUUGAGCUGAUCAUUCCUACUUUUCUGUUCUUGGAAGAACAAAACGGUUUUUUCUGCAGGAAGAGAUGAGCUACAUUCCAGUCCACAUCUGUGGUUUCCAUGGAGACUGUUGUGAAAUGAAUGUUUUAAGCUGUCUAUUUCUGGAUGUAUAUCUCAGUUAAAACGUGGCCUGAACUUGUUUGACAUGUUGAAGACGUCAGAAAUGAGCUCCGGAGGAACCGGGACUCGUUUCUGAUGAGCUGUAAUAAAAACGCUUGAUCAGCA
This is a messenger RNA of Melanotaenia boesemani (Boeseman's rainbowfish), 1348 nucleotides long. It is a transcript of the gene bcap31, whose product is annotated as B cell receptor associated protein 31. NCBI's taxonomy places the organism in Eukaryota, Metazoa, Chordata, Actinopteri, Atheriniformes, Melanotaeniidae. Gene Ontology annotation, biological process: endoplasmic reticulum to Golgi vesicle-mediated transport; intracellular protein transport. Gene Ontology annotation, cellular component: endoplasmic reticulum; endoplasmic reticulum membrane. Bases 177 to 905 code for a protein of 242 amino acids. The transcript has 8 exons. The record is from RefSeq and is a predicted model, not a curated record.